Cataglyphis hispanica is the source of this 1807-nucleotide messenger RNA. RefSeq names its product gamma-aminobutyric acid receptor alpha-like (gene Grd). The transcript has 9 exons. The record is from RefSeq and is a predicted model, not a curated record. Gene Ontology annotation, biological process: regulation of membrane potential; monoatomic ion transmembrane transport; chemical synaptic transmission. Gene Ontology annotation, cellular component: membrane; synapse; neuron projection. Lineage: Eukaryota; Metazoa; Arthropoda; Insecta; Hymenoptera; Formicidae. Bases 299 to 1807 code for a protein of 502 amino acids. Gene Ontology annotation, molecular function: neurotransmitter receptor activity; GABA-A receptor activity; extracellular ligand-gated monoatomic ion channel activity.
UCCUUACCUGUGAUCCUUAUUCUUACUUUGUCCAACCGAGACCGCAUCGGGAUCAUAUUAUAAUUUCCACAAUGAAAAUAUAUUCUAGAAAUAAUUUGAUUAACAUAUUUGAUUGGUCUUGAAAUGUCAAGAACAUCCUUGCUGUUUUUGUGACUAAAUGUUAAAAGAGACAGAAUGUCACAAAAUGACAUAAACAUGUGCGCUCUUGCGUGAAAUAUCGAACAAUCCCAUUGUUAAAUCAAAUUGAUGAGCGAGUCUUCGCUCACUCGAAGAAAGCAAGGAUUCCGUCUGGAACAUUAUGAAGUCAAAAAUCUUGCUUGCUCUUGUCAAUCUUAUCACAUUCUUUUUAAUGGCAGCGGGUACGAGAAUGACUGCUAGACAGCGAACGCAAAGUAACAACCACAGCAACAUUAGCGAUCUGCUGGACAAUCUACUUCGCGGCUACGACAAUAGUAUCAGGCCAGACUUUGGCGGGCCUCCGGCUACCGUUGAGGUCGAUAUCAUGGUACGCAGCAUGGGUCCCAUUUCCGAAGUGGAUAUGACGUAUUCAAUGGACUGUUACUUUCGGCAAUCAUGGGUCGACAGACGUUUAGCCUUUCAGGGUGGUAAGGAAACACUCGCGUUGAGCAUAUCCAUGUUGGCGAGGAUCUGGAAACCCGACACAUACUUCUACAACGGCAAGCACAGUUACUUGCAUACGAUCACCAGCCCGAAUAAAUUUGUCAGGCUUUACCAAGAUGGCAGAGUACUUUACAGUUCAAGACUUACCAUUAAAGCGGGAUGUCCGAUGAAUCUCGAAGAUUUUCCCAUGGAUAUGCAGAGAUGUCCGUUGCAAUUCGGUAGCUUUGGCUACACGACACGCGACAUAAUCUACAAGUGGAACAGCGCGAGACAGGUCGCUAUAGCGGAGGAUAUGAAAUUGUCGCAAUUUGAUCUGGUCGCCAAUCCGACCGCAAAUCACUCCAUUGCACCGGGAUUCUCGCAUGCGGACUAUUCGAUGCUUCUGGUAUACUUCCACUUACAAAGGCACAUGGGUAAUUUUCUAAUACAAGUAUACGGUCCUUGCGUCCUGCUGGUCGUCCUGUCUUGGGUGUCCUUCUGGUUAAACAGAGAAGCCACUGCCGAUCGAGUGUCGUUGGGUAUAACUACCGUGUUGACAAUGACGUUCUUAGGACUUGAAGCAAGAACCGAUCUGCCAAAGGUACCUUAUCCAACUGCCUUGGAUUUCUUCGUCUUUCUUUCAUUUGCAUUCAUCUUUGCUACUAUAAUACAGUUCGCGGUCGUGCACUACUUCACCAAAUAUGGAUCGGGCGAAUGUUAUUUCAGUUCUGAUCUAAGCGACACUGAAAGUUCGAGCGGAGAAGAAGACAUAGAUGGAAAAGCAUGUCGAAAAAAUUCCGGAGCACGAGGACGCAAUCAUGGCAACUUUAUAAAUGGCGAUAGCAUGAUAGAAGUGAUACCAUUAUCAGCGAUUUCGAUACAUCCCGAUAAAGAUUCCACGGUGGCUAGUCAUUGGCAAAUAUCUUGCGUCACCUGUAGUCCACCAUCGCGACAGACAACGGCGAUAACGGCGAAAACGACAACGAAAUCGCCGCUACCGCCGCCUCCGUUAUCUUCCAGACAAACGACAUUGUCCACCUCUAGAAGACGACGCCGAAGGACGCCCAGAUAUAACUCGGUAUCGAAGAUCGACCGUGCCAGUCGCGUAGUGUUUCCCCUCUUUUUUCUAGCCAUCAAUGUCUUCUACUGGUAUGCAUAUCUCUCGCGCAGCGAACGAAUCCACUAUUACAAUUCCAAUACCGCGUAA